Protomyces lactucae-debilis is the source of this 2340-nucleotide messenger RNA. RefSeq names its product vacuolar protein 14 C-terminal Fig4p binding-domain-containing protein. NCBI's taxonomy places the organism in Eukaryota, Fungi, Ascomycota, Taphrinomycetes, Taphrinales, Protomycetaceae. The transcript is spliced from 3 exons. Gene Ontology annotation, biological process: phosphatidylinositol biosynthetic process; positive regulation of kinase activity. Bases 1 to 2340 code for a protein of 779 amino acids. The record is from RefSeq and is a predicted model, not a curated record. Gene Ontology annotation, cellular component: PAS complex; endosome membrane; fungal-type vacuole membrane.
AUGGAGGAAACCAUAGCAGCGGGCUUGGCCAACAAGAUAUACGAGAAGCGUAAAGUAGCUGCAUACGAACUUGAAAAGCUCAUACGCGAUGCUGCGCAGUCUCAAGACCAUGCCAAGGUGCAGGCAGUCAUUGACCAGCUCUGCAAUGACUUCAUUGGUACAUCACAAAAAGCGGCGAGGUCAGUCUCUGGCGGCCUUAUCGGACUAGCUGCAACGUCCAUUGCGUUGGGCAAGGGUCUAGCUGUCCACCUCGAUUUGAUCAUACCUUCGGUUCUAUCAUGCUUCUCGAACCAAGAUGCGCGCAUCAGAUACUACUCGACAGAAUCUCUUUACAACAUAGCGAAGGUGGCCAAAGGGGAAAUCUUACUGUACUUCAAUGAGAUAUUUGAUGCUCUCUGCAGGUUAUCCGCCGAUUCCGAGAUCUCCGUAAAAAACGGAGCAGAGCUUCUCGACCGCUUGAUCAAAGACAUCGUUUCCGAGAAGGCUACAGAAUACGUUUCUGUUUUACAAAGCUCUCCUUUUGCAAGUCCCUCUGUUGCACCACUCAAGUCUGGCGAGGCACUUUACUCUACCAACGGGCGAGACCGGCACACGGCGUUCUCCUUAAACAAAUUCAUUCCGCUUCUCUCGGAACGCAUGUAUGUCCUCAAUCCGUUCACGCGCAUCUUCCUGGUAUCAUGGAUCACGGUGCUCAAUUCAAUCCCCGAUCUCGACCUUGUCGUCCAUCUCCCUCAAUUUUUGGAUGGGAUACUAAAUUUCUUAAGCGAUUCUCAUCAGGAUGUGCGCAUCGCCACAAGCAAGCUUCUGGCAGAUUUUCUGGCCGAAAUCAAGAAAAUUGCCGACGUCAAGCGUAUACAAGCAAACACGAAGAGAUCCAAAUAUCGAGUUGCUGAUUCCAGUCAUCGAUCUUCAGUAAAUCUUGACAUAUCUGGAACAAAGGAAAAGUCUUUGACCCCAGCAGAUAUAGAACAGGACGGAAAAGAUGAUGGGCAUCCAGAUGACGAGGAUGAAGGCUCUCUCAGUGGGCUCGAUCUUUUCAUUGAUUACACAGCAUUGGUCAGGAUCCUUCUGCGACAUCUCAACUCUCACGAAGAGGCGAUACAGCUCACAGCACUGACUUGGCUAUCCGAGUUUUUUUCUAUCUGCCCUCUAGCUGUUUUGGAGUUCAUGCCAAAGCUGCUCGAAGUGUUCCUGCCCACAAUUUCGCACGACGCAAAAGCUAUGGUCAAAGCAGCCUCAGAGGUCAACGACAAAUCGUUGAAACUGAUCCGGAGCGUUAUAGAUGGCACGCCUCUUCCAGAUGGCUCGCUGGCCUUACUCGACUCGGUUGAUUUAGACUUUGGUGCAACGGUGAGUGCUGCAACAAUACAACUGCUCGACGACCAUGUUGAUACGAGGGUCAGUGCACUAGGAUGGCUCAUGGAGCUCCAUCGAAUGGCGCCCAGCAAAAUAUUGACUCUUGAGGACGGGACCUUUCCAAUUCUACUCAAAACACUCUCUGACACAAGUGAAAAGGUCGUCACAAAAGACCUGCAAUUGCUAGCGCAAAUAUCUAGCAAUUCGGCCGAUGAUUACUUCAAGGCACUAUGUUCGAAUCUGCUCACCCUUUUCUCAUCUGAUCGCAAGCUUCUAGAGACUCGAGGUUCUCUUAUCAUCCGUCAGCUGUCCAUCUAUCUCAAUGCUGAGCGCAUCUACAGAACUCUUGCAGAGAGUCUGGAGAAGGAAGAUGACCUGGAGUUUGGUAGCACAAUGGUCCAGCACCUCAACAACAACCUGCUGACUGCACCGGAAUUAUUUGAUCUGCGCAAACGAUUGCGAAAUAUGGAUAGCCGAGAUGGUCAAUCAUUCUUCACGGCCUUAUAUCGUUGCUUCUGUCACAAUGCUGUUGCAACAUUCUCUUUAUGUCUGCUUGCACAGGCGUACGAGCAAGCUUUCAACCUGCUUCAAAUCUUCGCUGACCUUGAAAUCACGAUACACUUGCUCAUUCAAAUUGACAAGCUUGUACAUCUGCUAGAAUCACCAAUCUUCACAUAUCUGCGAUUACAGCUUCUCGACAACGAUCGCUAUCCUUUCCUGCACAAGUGCCUGUACGGUCUACUCAUGCUGUUGCCACAAACGUCGGCUUUCACAAUACUGCGCAACAGACUCAACAGCAUUCAGUCUAUCCCGGCUGCCAAAGCUACACAAACAGCGAUCUCUGGAACGGUGCGCAAAGGCAAAGAUGAAGUACCAUUUGCUGAACUGCUAGCAAAGUUCCGCAGCGUUCAAGUCAAGCAUGAACGUGCUAGGCAAAUUUCGUCAGGUGCUAGCAUCGCACCAAAAAGCCAGCGCAGAAUCUGA